Priceomyces carsonii is the source of this 963-nucleotide messenger RNA. Its product is annotated as aldo/keto reductase. The coding region runs from base 1 to 963 and encodes 320 amino acids. Gene Ontology annotation, molecular function: oxidoreductase activity, acting on NAD(P)H as acceptor. The transcript has a single exon. Lineage: Eukaryota; Fungi; Ascomycota; Pichiomycetes; Serinales; Debaryomycetaceae. The record is from RefSeq and is a predicted model, not a curated record.
AUGACAAUUGAAAAUGCUUGUGACCUGCGACUUAAAACAAAGUCAGGCAAACCAUUGAAAAUUGGAACUGGUACUGGCACUAAGUGGAAAUGGUUGAAAUUCGAUAGAUCAGAUGGUCAGGAUGGUCAAUUGACUGAAGAAUUGGUUGAUCAAAUUGUUUUAUCAUUACAAUAUGGUUAUAGACAUAUCGAUACUGCUGAAGUUUACACUACACAUCCAGAAAUCGGUGCUGCUGUAAAGCGAUGCAAAGUCAAUAGAGAUGAUAUAUUCAUUACAAGCAAGUUUAAUGGUGGGAUAGAUGAAGCUCCUAGAACAUCUGAGAACCCAAUAGAUGCUUUAGAAAAGGCUUUAGAGGAAUUGGACACUGAUUAUAUUGAUUUGUUCUUGAUUCAUCAACCAUUUUUUGACGAAAGAGAAGACGAUCUAACGAUCGAAGACGUAUGGAAACAAAUGGUCGAACUUAAGAGAAAGGGCAAGGCAAGAUAUAUUGGUGUUUCCAAUUUCGCGGUUCCUCAUAUGAAAAAGAUAUUUGGUGCCUUCAAUUCUGAAGAUCGUCCUGUAGUAAACCAAAUAGAGUUUCACCCAUAUCUACAAGAACAAAGUCCCGGGAUCAUUGAAUUUUGUAAAGAGAAUAAUAUUUUAAUUGAAGCGUAUGCGCCAUUGGCUCCUUUAUUUAGAGUAACUAAGAAUGGGAACGAAAUUAAAGACCACCCUUUACCAAAGGUAUUAGACUCCAUGGUUCAGAAAUACAGAAAAACGGAUGCUCAGAUUUUACUUAGAUACUGCUUAGAGAAGGAUGUUGUCCCUAUUACUACUUCAUCGAAACCGAGUAGAAUUAACGAAAGUCUCGCCGUUUACGAGUUCAAGCUAGAUCCUGAAGAUGUCUCUACUUUGGAUUCGGUCGGCUCUGAAUUUCCAUUCAGGGCAUUUUUUGAACAUUCUUAUGAUCAUUUGUACAACUGA